ACCGAACAGAUUUAUAACAUGUUUACUUGGCCUAGAAAACCGGAAAUUAACCCAGAAACUGUUUUCUCUGUUCUCUCGUAGUUUUCGAUUAGUUUUCCCGGUGUGUGGGCAGACCAAGUGGUAAUAAGACAAGAAAAACAGUAGCCAUGUCAGGUUUGAUUAAACAGAAGCAGUAUGACUGGAAAGAUUCAAAUUUAGCAUUGUUUGGAUCCGACAUUGAAAAGAACGUCAAAAAGGAGUCUGCUGCUACUGAGAAAGCUUGGAAGAAUGCUGGCAGGAAGCUUGGAAUACAGAUCUGGAGAAUUGUGAAAUUCAAAGUUGAAGACUGGCCAAGAGAAGAGUAUGGCAAGUUUUACAAUGGGGACUCAUAUAUCAUUUUAAAUACCUACAAGGAAGAAGAUGGAGAAGAGCUAUGUUUUGAUGUUCACUUUUGGAUUGGUCAAUACAGUACACAGGAUGAGUAUGGAACAGCAGCUUACAAGACCGUAGAAUUGGACACAUUUCUUAAUGAUGCACCAAUCCAGCAUCGUGAAGUCCAGGGACAUGAAUCAGAACUCUUCAAAUCUUAUUUUGACAAUAUCACAAUUCUAAAAGGAGGAGCAGAUACUGGAUUUAGACAUGUCAAACCUGAGGAGUAUACACCUAGACUGUUCCAUUUCUGUGGAACAAGGAAACAUGUUGAAGUUAGAGAGGUACCAAGAAACAAAGACCUACUUGAUUCUGGUGAUGUGUAUAUUCUAGAUUUAGGUCUACAAAUAUAUCAGUGGAAUGGUUCAGGUUCUAACAAAGAUGAGAGAAUGAAGGCUAUGCAGUAUUGUAUUAAGCUGAAAGAUGAAAGGAAUGGUAAAGCUUCAAGUGAAGUUUUAGAUGAGGGCAGUACAGAUAAAGAUCAUGAAUUUUACAAAGCUUUGAAUGAAGAGAAUGUUCCUGAUGAAGCCAAGAAAUAUAAAGCAGCUGAUUCCCAGAAGGAAUUGUUCAGGUUAUCUGAUGCUAGUGGUAGCAUGAAAUUCUCUCUGGCAAAGAAGGGUCAAGUAUCCAAGACUGACCUGGAUAGCAAGGAUGUGUUUAUAUUGGAUUCUAAGACAUCUUUACAUGUAUGGGUAGGAAAAGAUACCUCUGUCAAUGAACGCAAAAAUGCCAUGUCAUACGCACAUAAAUACCUCCAGAGUACUGAUCAUCCAUUUGUGUCUGUCAGUUGUUUAGCAGAGGGCAUGAAAUCAAAAGCAUUUGAGUUAGCCUUAGCAGCAUAGACUUCCUUCGUCUCAUUCUACAGCAAUAAGAUCAAAUUUAAUAACAAAAGAAACACACUAUUCAUUGGUGUACAGGGUGAAAGAACAUUUCUAAUUGGAUAUUUUAAUUAUGUGUUUUUUAUGGACAAUACAAAUUGUAUUUACGUUGUAUUCAGUUUUUUGUUUUAGUCUGGAGGUAUAAAAUUGUUGCAAACUAGAUAGUCUUGAUGAUAUUACCAAUUUCCAAACAACAUCUUGACCAACUUGCAUUUUAUUCCUGUAUAGAAAUUGUUACAAUCCUUUUUGAUGAUUUGAAUUCUAAAAUCUCUUUAAUAUAAUUAUGUAUCAAGUUUAUGCAUUCAUUGUUGUCAAGUGCAUUCAUUUAAGUGGUUAAAUAUAUACAAUCAACUGUUUUCAAGUGCUUAAUAAAAGAUACUACUAACAAAUAACAUGAGCUUGGUAAAGCUACUCAAAAAAGAAAUAGCCAAUAUUGUUUUACUACUGAUAAAUAUACAUAUUUUAAAAUGAUGAUCGAGUAAAAUAAUACUGUGUUUCUUUUGUUGUUAAAAAUAGUGCUUUAUUAUAAAAAUUAUAAUUGUUAUUUAUUUAUUAGCAUUUUCGCUUUUUACCCUAUAUUGUUUUUGUUUUUGUUUAACUACAUAUAUACUUUUUGUAACUGAAUAUUUUGCAUGUUUUGUAGUCAAAAGAUUUGUGUUAAUACAGAAAAAAACUUUUUAUUUGAUAGAUUUUGGAAAUGAUAUUUAUUGAAGUGCAACUUUAUCAGUAUACACAGUUUUAGUCACAUAAGUUGAUGAUAAGUAUUUGAAUAUUCACAUUUAUUUUCUUUAAGUUAAUUAUAACACAUAAAAACUAUGAUAUAGUUAUCUUGAAAUUUAUUAAUGGUUUUUACUCUUUUUUUUUACCUAAUAUUGAUUUCAUUUUGUGAUAAAUUUUUGAAAGAGCUCAUUAAAACUGGAAGAAAAUGUAUAUUAGAACUUUCACAAAUCUUUGUGUUGUUAAUUAAAGACGUUUACCUGUAUUUUACUAAACUAGUCAAUGAAAUAAGCAUUUCAGGUAUAUUUGAUAAUCAGUUUUAAUUAUCUAAUAUUAAUCUUAUACACCUUUUAUAGAUUCGUUAUGACCAAUUUUCUAUAACUUUGAUUGAUAUUUAAUUAUAUAAUCCUUUGUAUACAUUAUUAUUUAUUUUCAUCAAAUAAAAAUAAUGUGAAA
Mytilus trossulus (common blue mussel) is the source of this 2459-nucleotide messenger RNA. Its product is annotated as gelsolin-like protein 2. The record is from RefSeq and is a predicted model, not a curated record. Gene Ontology annotation, molecular function: actin filament binding; phosphatidylinositol-4,5-bisphosphate binding. Gene Ontology annotation, biological process: actin filament severing; actin polymerization or depolymerization; barbed-end actin filament capping. Lineage: Eukaryota; Metazoa; Mollusca; Bivalvia; Mytilida; Mytilidae. The transcript has 13 exons. Gene Ontology annotation, cellular component: actin cytoskeleton; cytoplasm. Bases 147 to 1250 code for a protein of 367 amino acids.